GUAAUACUCGUGAACAUAGAAAAAAAUAGCAAGUGAAAAUGGGCGUCUGGCGCUGUUCGAUAAUAUUGUUGUCGUUGUAUCUUUCUGGACAGACAUUUAUCUCGACCGAGUCAACACGGACUCCCUCUUCGCAUCUUCCUCCUCCAAUCAUCACCGAUUCCGAUACAUUUCAUCUAUACAUACACCUAUACACACAACCAUUUUAAUUUGAUUGUGUUAAUUUACGACAAUUACUCUCACAAUGUCAUCGGAGAUCGAGGUUGUUAGCGAGGUGGAAUCGCGAGACGCGGCGGUGGCGGCGACGCCGUCCGCCGACGAAGAUAAUUUGAAAAACGAUGUGUACACGGCGGCGGCGUACGGAGAUAUGGAGAAGUUAGAGAGAUUGGUGAGAAUUGAAGGUUGUUCAGUUACGCAGCCGGAUUCUCUAGGUUAUUAUGCGUUGCAGUGGGCGUCGCUUAACAAUCGUCCUGCUGCUGCUCAGUAUAUCAUCCAGCAUGGGGGAGAUGUGAAUGCUGCAGAUCACACUGGACAAACAGCACUGCACUGGAGUGCGGUGCGGGGAGCUGUUCAGGUUGCAGAGCUCUUGCUCCAAGAGGGUGCCAGUGUUGGUGCUGCUGACAUGUAUGGAUAUCAGGCAACACAUGUUGCAGCUCAAUAUGGCCAGACAGCAUUCCUUUAUCACAUUGUUACAAAGUGGAAUGCAGAUCCAGACGUUCCAGAUAAUGAUGGAAGAAGCCCUUUGCAUUGGGCUUCAUAUAAAGGCUUUGCCGAUUGCAUACGCCUUCUUUUAUUUUUAGAUGCAUAUCGAGGACGGCAAGACAGGGAGGGUUGCACACCUCUCCACUGGGCUGCUAUUAAGGGAAACUUAGAAGCAUGCACAGUAUUGGUGCAGGCUGGGAAAAAGGAGGAUUUAGUCGUGACAGAUAACACAGGUCUUACUCCAGCACAGCUUGCUUCUGAUAAGAAUCACAAACAAGUUGCCUUUUUCCUUGGUAAUGCUAAGAGGCUGCUUGACAAACGUUGGGAUGUAAAUAGUCGCCUUGGACAACUUUCAAAAUUAGGACUAGCACCAAUACUAUGGUGUUUGAUCUUCUUGUUACUUGUGACCUAUGUUCACUCAGUCAUCAUGGUUUCAAAUCUUCCCAAGUUGACCACUGGGCUCGGCUUUUUUGCAUGGUUGGGUGUGCUGUUAUCAACUUCUGGACUAUUUUUCUUCUAUAGGUGUAGUAGAAAGGAUCCAGGUUACAUCAGGAUGAAUGUUCAUGAUUCACAAAAUAUGAAGGAUGAUGAACCUUUGCUGAAGAUUGAAAUUGGCAAUCCUGCUUUGCUUGAUGGUAAUUGGUCUUUGCUUUGCCCGACCUGCAAGAUUGUUAGGCCUCUCCGUGCAAAGCAUUGUUCUACUUGUGAUAGAUGUGUUGAACAGUUUGACCAUCAUUGCCCCUGGGUAUCUAAUUGCGUUGGCAAGAAAAAUAAAUGGGAUUUCAUGUUGUUCCUUGUGUUGGAAUGUUUGGCUAUGAUGUUAACUGGUGGGAUCGCUCUCACAAGGGUUUUGACUGAUCCUUUAGCUCCAUCUUCAUUUGGGGCGUGGCUAAAUCAUGCUGGUAAUCAGCACAUAGGUGCUAUAGCAUUUAUUAUUCUAGAUUCUUUCAUCUUUCCUGGUGUGGCAAUCUUGACUAUUGUACAAGCUUCUCAGAUUUCGCGCAAUAUUACAACCAAUGAAUUGGCCAAUGCAAUGCGCUAUAACUACCUUAAAGGACCAGGCGGUCGAUUUCGAAAUCCAUAUGAUCAUGGAUGCAGGAAAAACUGUUCUGAUUUCUUGAGAACUGGAUACAAUGAAGAUGUAGAGUACAAGGAAGAAUCAGCUCAACCUGAGGGAAUCAGUCUGAUGCAUAUGAACAGAAAUUCACUCUUGCAAAAUGGGGUCUCUGGAUUGUCUAAACCAACCAAUGGAAAUAGUCAUGUUGCCAUAAAUAUGAAUGGACAGUCGAAUCACCGGCAUGGCCAUGUACAUUCGUCACAAUGUAACCAUAGCGAUGAUAGUAAAAAUGAUUCAGUUCCCUUAGGGUUGGGUCUUGGUCUGGGAAGGAACUCUACCCGGUCCAUUUUAGCUGUAUGAUUCAACAAUACCAUUAUCGUUCAGCCUGAUAUUUCUGUUGUGGGGAACUAUCUAUAGGCACAAAUCUGUACAUUGUAAAAUCAGUUGGUUACUGCUUAUACAAGUUCUGUGCUUUAACUUUA
This is a messenger RNA of Daucus carota subsp. sativus, 2238 nucleotides long. Its product is annotated as protein S-acyltransferase 24. Gene Ontology annotation, cellular component: Golgi membrane. Gene Ontology annotation, molecular function: protein binding; palmitoyltransferase activity. Lineage: Eukaryota; Viridiplantae; Streptophyta; Magnoliopsida; Apiales; Apiaceae. Gene Ontology annotation, biological process: protein palmitoylation. The transcript is spliced from 13 exons. Bases 242 to 2116 code for a protein of 624 amino acids. The record is from RefSeq and is a predicted model, not a curated record.